Siniperca chuatsi (mandarin fish) is the source of this 1734-nucleotide messenger RNA. RefSeq lists its product as uncharacterized. The record is from RefSeq and is a predicted model, not a curated record. Gene Ontology annotation, molecular function: catalytic activity. The transcript has 3 exons. Lineage: Eukaryota; Metazoa; Chordata; Actinopteri; Centrarchiformes; Sinipercidae. Bases 269 to 1234 code for a protein of 321 amino acids.
CAACAAAAAAAGAAGAAGAAGAAGAAGAACAUAAAUUAAAAAACAGUGAGAGUGGGAUUCAUGUGCCAAUGCACUGUUUUCUGAUAACCUAUAGUUCGAAAUAAGAUUAAAAUGUCUCAUUUUCGUUUCUCUCAGCACUGACGGAUGUGGUUAAGCUGAAUCGCUGUCUCUAUUUUGAUAGCUGUCUGUGGUUAUUACGCGUCCUUUUACUACGAGCCGAGAAAGGCAGAAAACAGGUCGGUUUUAGCCCAACUUCCUGCGUUUCUUUAUGCUGUUCACAAGGUUCAUUGUUAGAAGAAUGUCCUCAACUAUUCACCGUCACAUCAUCUGGGAGUCAGACGGGCUGGUGGCCUACCUUCACCCCCGGCCCUGGACCCCUGGCUCUGUUAUCCUGGAGCGCAGCACCCCUGGCAGCCUGGGAGGCAGCAUCUUCCACCUGGAGAAGCAGGAGUACUUAUCCUGGCUGUUGGGGGCGAGAGCCGUUGCAGAGCUGCUGUGUGACAGGCUGGCAGUUCGGAGGUGUGCGCUGCUGAGCAGACCCCACAGAGACAGACCUGCCCAGAUCCGUGUCCUCCCUCUACAUGGUCUGGAUGCAGAGUGGCACCCUCACCUAGCAGGAAAAGAGGAGCACAAUGCCCACGACCCGGGGUACUGCACCUCCAAGACCGCUCCCCGAUGGAGUGACUGCAGCCUGACUGAAAUCCAAGCCAAGAUUCGAGCCAAGCUCCCGUUACCUGACGCCCCGCCCAAUCCGACUUUCCUCGGAGACGAUCCGGCUCACCCUGGGUUGUUUUCGCGCAUCGUUCGUGGGGAGGAGCAGCAGUGGCGGGUGUGGGAGGACGAGGGUCAUGUGGCCUUUCUCACGCCAUUCCCCAACUCCCCUGGCUUUUCUGUGCUGGUCCCACGCCGACCUUUGACCUCGGAUAUAUUCAGACUAGAAAAAGGGGACUAUGAGGGCCUGGUGCUGGCAGCCUGGAAAGUGUCGAGGCUUCUUGAGGAGGGGUUGGGCGCCUGGGGGGUGGGGCUUAUUUUUGAGGGGUUUGAGAUUGACUAUGCUCACGCCAAGUUGAUACCGCUGUCUCUACCUUCAUCAUCAUGGACAGGAGAUGACACCACUAAACCAUCACCUCCUCAGUUUCACCCCACUUAUCCUGGAUAUGUGACCUCAGAAGAUGGACCUGAAGCCAGCCUGGAAAGUCUGAAGGAACUACACAUCAAAAUUACACAGAUUUAAUGCUGUUACUUAUAGUUUGAUUCCUACUUGUGUGCUUAACUCCUAAUAGUUACUUUUAGCUGUGAAAGGAGCUCUCUGCCUUAGGAAUUAACAAGGAGUGUGUAAAAUAACAGAAGCACCUUAAGUUCCUGCUGCAAAUGCUGCAGGCAGAAAUGGUGUGGGGGAAGAAUUUUCAUUGAAUACUGGGGGUGUUGUAAAAAUAGUUGGAAACUGGUAGAAAUUAACUGUAAGCAGCAAAAUGGAAUUUUCAUAGCCAACAUGACAUGAUAUAUUAAAUGAAGUACAGCUGAUGUUUUGUAAGAGACUAUCUCCUUUCUGUCUGGCUCAAAAUAUAAGAUACUAUUCCAUCAAAAAUAAGUGAUUCCUUACACAUUUAUACAUUUAUUUUGAAUUUAAUAUAUACCAAAUAAGACACAAUAGUUAAAUAUUAAGUCGGUUUUAUACAUUGAUAGUAUUUGUGUAAAAUUCUGUUUUUAUAAUAAAAAUAUGAAAUGCAAAGA